Enterobius vermicularis (human pinworm) is the source of this 261-nucleotide messenger RNA. NCBI's taxonomy places the organism in Eukaryota, Metazoa, Nematoda, Chromadorea, Rhabditida, Oxyuridae. The record is from the annotation of a GenBank genome assembly.
AUGUGUAAGAAGCAGCUGGGUAUAACGACCAGUUAUGAGCAGAACCGGGAGAAAACCAGGGGGAAAGGGGAAACCGUGAGGCGAGGAAAGAGGGUAGACAGGAACGGGGAGAAGGAAGGGAAUGGUGGGGAGGGGUGUAGAAGGAGAACGGGAGCCAAGCCAAGGAGACAAGAGCCGCCGGGAGAGAGAACAAAAGCGAACAGAGACCGAGCAUCGGGGUAUCCCAACCGACAGGCAACAACUAUAAGCACCGAAGCCUAA